This is a messenger RNA of Panonychus citri (citrus red mite), 5236 nucleotides long. RefSeq lists its product as uncharacterized. The record is from RefSeq and is a predicted model, not a curated record. Bases 674 to 5236 code for a protein of 1520 amino acids. The transcript has 10 exons. Lineage: Eukaryota; Metazoa; Arthropoda; Arachnida; Trombidiformes; Tetranychidae.
UGGGAGUUAACUAAUUGUGACAAUUUCCGCUGUUGGGUCACUCUAUUGGAACCAACAAUUAACGAUUCUAUUGAAAUCAGGUUUCUAUUUCAUUCUUUUAGUUAAAUGCUAACAAACCAUUUAGUUAAUUUGUUUUCGAUUUUUACCUCAAAAAUGAUUGACCAACAAUCAACUUAAUUAAUGACAAUCCCGUGUGAUUUAGCUCAAUUUAUUAAUUGCAUCUUGUAAGUUAUCAAUUCUAAUUGUGAAAAGUUUAAAAUGGAAACAAUUAAAAAUAGUUUUUCUAAUCUUGUUCGCAAUUCAAUUAAUUUUUCGUUGCAAUUAUUUUAUCUGUGAUUAAUUAGUAAUUAAUUUGACUUUUUGUUAAUUAUUCUCAUCUUUAAUCAAUUGAGAUUGAUUUUCUCAAUCAAUUCUUAAUUUAAAACUCAUUGGUUACCUUAACCUCGUCUAAUUGUGAACGGAUAUGAGACCUUGAUUGUGAUUUGGAUCAAUGUUAUAGUUGUAAUGUUUAUCUAAAUUGUUGGUACAAUUAGAAGUGAAAAACGACUGAAUCAACUAAUUGAGUUAUAUCGUGUUUCUAAUUGUUACAUUGAUUUUCAUUAGCUUUGAAAUGUUUACAAUUAACUUGAUAAUCUCUAUGUAAAUCUACGUAAACUCUCAUCUUUAAUUGUCAAUGUCAUUUACUAAUUAUUUCAGUUUGCAAAUCGUCCAAGCGGACAAAUUUAUUUUCCUUGUUACUUUAAUCACGCUCCUGGAACCAACUAAAUCAACUAAUUAUUAUGAUUUUCUUGAAAAUCCAAUUCAAGGCUGUGCGAUACUUGGCUAUCCAAAGGCCACUUUAAAUGAGUGCGGCUAUUGUGUCGGUAAUGGGACUGGACUUAAUGAGGAUUAUGGCAAAGAUUGUCUUGGUAUCUGUCAUGGUUCCGCCAUUGUGGACUGCAAAAAUGUCUGUAAUGGGUCAGCUUAUCGAGAUGAAUGUUCAGGCCAAUGUUUAGACGAAUCCUCUGGUCAAUCAGAAUCAGCUCGAGAUUGUCGAGGUGAAUGUAUCGCACCGAAUUUAUCGUCCGCACAAUUACCUUAUCGAUUAGAUGAUUGUGGAUAUUGUCGACUUUUAGUAAGCGAAUCAACGGCUUCUUCUUAUGCCGAUUGCUCUAAGCAAUGUCAUCCUCCUGGUCUAUCAACGUCUCGGUCAGUUUGUGGUCAUUGUAUUGGUCCAACUUCUAAUUUAACGGAAGAAGAUGUGAAAGAUGAAUGUGGAAAUUGUCUUCAAGAUAAAGCUUAUUGUUCAUGUAGUAGAGAUCCGAAGCUAUGUGGAUGUGACAAUGUUGACGUUUGCUACAAGAUCAGGUCAAUCGAGCCAAAAUUAAUCGAAAAGGAAUCAGAAAAUCAGAUUCUGUUAAUUGGUUACUUCCAGCCAGUGACAAGUGAUCUUGAUUGUGUUUACCGCCAUGAAUCAAGUGAUGAAGAUGCUUAUUCGCCAAUAUUUUUCAUACCAAACAACAAAACUUCAGUUUAUUGUUCAAUUUACCCUCUAAUUGAAGGGAUUUAUACGAUUGGAUUAAGAUCGAGAAGUGGAAAUCUCAACUUACCUGAUUCUCCUUCAAAUAAGGUCUUUGCAUUUGAUAAAAUCAAAGCUCGUAUAACAGGUAUGCAACCAUUGGAAAUACUAACAACUCAAUUUACUGAGGACAUUGAGCUGACCUUUGAUGGACCAAGUUUAUCAACGAUUCCUAAUCUCAAUUUAAUCUGUUUGGUUGGUAAAUCUGAUUCAGAUGAAAGAGAUUCAAAUGAAGUUUAUGAAUCGGAAUCAAGUUUGAUUGUCACUGGGACGAAGCCUUAUAGUUGUAAACUUCCUAAACAUUUAGCAUCUUCAUCAAAUUCACUUUUAAUUACUCCAACAAUUGAUGGUAUUCAUCCUUUAUCAUCGCCAUUUACAUUCACCUUAAUUUCACCAGCGCCAACGAUUUCUCAUGCGAAUUGUUUCAUUUCAUCUGAUGGUCUUGCAAUGGUCAUCAUGUUCAGUCGUCCAAUCGACGUUUUCUCAUCUCAAGAAAUGAAUUCAAUUGGUUCUCAUCUAUGUGAUCAUAUAUUAGCUGAGGAAAGUUCAGAUAAAUUGUCUAAAUAUAAGCGACUUUAUUGUGUUUGGUCAAGUAAAGUACAAUUGGUCAUAUACUUGCAGAAACCAAUGGAAGAAAAUGUUUUUGAAUUAAUAUUGAGAAAAGGGAUUUUCAAAGAGGAUUCAGCAAAUAUCGCGCUGGUUAAUGACGAACCAAUUAAAAUUAUCUUGCGAAAAUUAACAACCGAAUGGUGGGUUUAUACACCGAGAUUGGUGAUUACUGGACCGUCGGAAGUUCCUAGAUGUGGAUUAUUCUCAUUAUCUGGACACUAUUCUUCACCCAAAGGUACAACUGGACUUACGUUCAAAUGGUCAGUGACUCGAGAUAAUAAAGGUUCAUCUUUGGAUUCUGAUGAUUCAAUUUCUGAAGAAUUAGCUCAUUUGAUUAGUACAACUUCCUCUCAAAAUCUUGCUUUGGAUGCUGUUCUUUUCGAACCUGGUGUCGGGUACCAGUUCACAUUGACCGCCGAAGCUGAAGAUGGAAUUGGUUCAUUAACUGCUACACAUCGAUUGAUUCGAUUUAAUUACGAUGCACCGAUCGUCAGCAUUUACUCGAACAUCAUGUUACCAGCUGAGCCUUAUUCAGUCGAUACAACAGCGAUUUUUUGGGCUGAGGCUUAUAUUCCAACCUGUGUAAACCCUUUUCAACGGGUCGGUUUAUUUUGGAAGGUCGCUGAUCCUCAGGUUAAAUUUAACUUCACACUUACUUACCUUUCUGUCUACAUCUUGAGUCCAUUUUCACUUCCACCAAAUCAUCCGGUCACAUUUUACCUCAGCGCUUUUCUUGGCCAUCGAAUUAAUGAGACGAGCGGUGCCGCUUUCUCAUUAGUCGGUCAACAAUCACCUCUUCGUGCUUUAAUUUCUGGAGGAUCACCAAUGAUGGCUUUCGGACAUCAAUCAGGUCCAAUCACGAUUUCUGGCCUCUCUUCUGGCGAUGGAACUAAAAAACCCAUUACUUAUCAUUGGAACUGCUUGGACAGUGAUACGCACGAACCUUGUUUCUUUAAUUUCGCUUCAUUACCUGAUAAUGAUUUGGAAACUGUAUCAAGUCGUAAUUAUCUUUUAAUCAAUCAAUCAAUGCAAAAAGAAUCAAGUCUCACACUCGAUUCGUCAAAUUUUCUACCAAACAAAGAGCUCAUUCUAAGUCUUCAGGUUUACGAUAGAAAUGAUACAAGUCGAGUCUCUGAUCCCGAAUUAGCGUUAAUCAAGAUCACAGAAGGCGAUGCACCUCAAGUGACCAUUGGUUCAAUUUACAUUCGCCGUAAGUACCGGGCCAAUCUUCGUAGUCCUCACAAUUUAGCAAUCAUGGUGCCAGCUCAUAAUCCACUACUAAUCAAAGGAACAGUUAAAUCAUCGGGACCAUUAAGUUACUUGGGUUGGGAGGCAAAUAACUUCAUUCAUCCUCUCAACUGGAAUACAAGGAGAGGAGCAAAUGGUGAAAUUCAAACUGAAUUACACAUUCAUUCAGAUCAUAUUUAUCCCUACGGUUUACAUGUAUUCAAAUUAAAAGCUUGUAACCCGAACAAUCAAUGUUCAGAAGCGUCGACACAAUUUACUGCUUCUCAAGGAGUAACUCAAUGUUCAAUCACAGUCCCUGCUUAUUAUGAAUAUGAAUUAGUGACGAUUUCAGUUGAGAAGUGUAAUAUUCCUCCAGGCUAUGGACCUUUGGUUUAUCAGCUCUAUGGGAUUAAUGAUGAGACGGAGGAAUUGUUUCCAAUCACAGUACCACAAUUUUCAAACGUCUUCAUUUUCCCAGGUUUACCUGCAAUCGAUUCUGAACAUACUGAGAAUACUUUUGCGCUUAAAUUUUGCGACAUUUUCAAUUAUUGUGAUUUCGUCUUCGCCAAUCCAACAAUCGUCUAUCCAAAUGAAAAUAAAACCUCAUUAAUUGCUGAUUUACUUAAAUUGGCUCAGAAAUAUAACAUUGGUGGUGAUCCUUUUCAUGCCCUCGAAUCUGUUGGUGUUAUUUUAAAGGAACCAAAUUUAGAUAAUUCAAUAAUGCACAAAGCGAUGACCGAUGCUAUUGAAUAUAAUCUCGGUGUCCUUCAACGUCCAUCACAGUUACUCAAUCGGGGGCAGAUCUCGUUAUCGUUUGGUAUAUUGUCCGAGUUUAUCAAAAAAUCAGAGAAUAAUUUGCAAAGGCAAAGGGCAAUGGAUUCGAUUCGUCGAUUGGCUGAAAAAGCUUAUUCACUCGAGAUGUUACCUGAUUUGAUGGCGAUUAGAUCGACACUUUUCAAUUUAAUGUUCCCUUACAGCCGAGGCAAUGAGUUGAUUGUCGAGGCAAACGAUUUACCGAAAACUUUGAAAUCGAGUAGACAAGCAUUUAAUGUGCUUUUGCAAAUGGCCGCUGCUCAACUUCCUCUUGGAAAAAGAGUUGAAUUUGGGACUUACAACGAAUAUCCAAUAGACGAAGAUGGUGAAGCCGAUAAACAAGAGAGGAUUUUCAAAACAAUUAUGGUUCAUGACAAGAAAAUUGAAGGAACACAUUUGAAAAUUGGUGAUAUCGAAGCGACAAUUAAAAUCGGUACAUCAAUUAAGAAGCGAUUCUCUGGUCCUUGGAGAUGUUCAGAGACAAAGUCCAAUUCUCUUUGUAAUUCAGUUGUUUAUUCUUACACAAUAUUCCCCGUUUCUGGUCCAUUUCCUGAGGUAUCGGACGGACAUCGAAUUGCUCCGAUAUUAGUUUUAAAUGUCUUCGCUCCAGGCUCCGGGAGAUUACAGACAAUUAAGGGAGGUUUAAAUGCCGUUGAAAUGACCUUUACUUAUACGGGUAAUCGCACCUAUGGUCAAGAUUACUUGACCAAAUGCAAAUCCUGGUCUGAUUCUAAAGAUUCUUGGAGACCUGAUGGUGUUCAUUUGUUACGAAUUUCACCAGAACGUAUUUCAUGUUGGUCUGGAUUCAUCGCUCCAUUUACCAUCUAUCGGGUGCCUCAGCGAUGGAACGUCAGUGCAGUGGUCUCAAUGGUUCUCGGGGGGUUACUUUUCUUCAUUAUCGUUAGUUUCACUAUGAUUAUCUGUUCUAAAAGUUCAUCUUCGAUUCGUUCAUCAUCACAACGACUCGUCGCUGACCCUCGACGAGAUCAAAUUAACGAAUCACGAAUGUUAAGACCAAUGACUGAAUAA